AUGAGAGAAGAUAGACGAUUUGCAAGAGCUAAAAGAUCCUUUGUAUUUCUAGUACCGAUUAAAGAGGAACACGAGGAUGUAAAUAACGAAAUAACAGAGAAAAGCCGCCAAAGUAGAACAAUAAAACGUAGUAAAUCGGCACUUCAUACUACAACGAAUAUACCAUUAACUAAAAAAUACAAGGAUAAAACUGUAAAAGCCGAAAAAAGCAGAGAACCGUACGUAGGUUUUAAUUUGUUGAAAGAAAUUCGUAAAAAGCGGCAAAAAGACACAACCGACAAAAACAACGACGUCGAACUCGCGUCAGAAAAAAAUAUUUCCAACGAACCUUAUGAGGCUUAUCCGUCUGAUAAAAAAUUACGUGAAAAUUCAAAAAGAUUAGUGUGUUAUUGUCGUAAAGAAGACUGUCAGGAUUGUCAAUCGAAAGCAAAAUUGCUUACUCCUCAUUCGAAGGAUCCUCCAAUAAUCAAAACUAAACCGAAAAAUGAUAAACAUCGAAAAAUUAUUCCAAACGAUUACAGAAUAUCAGGAAUACCAUUACGUUUAUCAAAACUUUAUGAAGAAAUUCCUUACGAUUUAAAAUCGAAUUAUGCGAAUUCCGAACAGAUGCAAAUUUUACCGAUAAUUCAUGGAAUAUCACCUAAAGUUUAUCCCUUAACCGUGCCUUUCAGAGUCACUUACAAACAAGUUGAACCUCACAUCGGCAUGAAUGCUCCGGUUUCUCAACAAUAUCAACAAAACUCAAGUAAGAAACAACAAACACCGCUUAAGCAAUAUAUUCUUGCGACAAAGAAUCAAUCUGAAAUUCUUCAAAAAUCGAAUAUGUUGAUUCCUAAAGACAAUAAGAGAAACAAUGAUUUCUCGACGGCCAUGAAUUAUCCUGAGCACGAAGAGCGUGACCUAAAUUCGGAGAAAGAAAUCGAUGAAGAUUCGUUCGAUGCAAAUAUGCUAGAAUGUAUAAAACUGUACGGUCGUAAAGUAUGCCUCCUUGCUGCUACAACAGCUUGCAAAUCUUUGAAUAAAAAUAAAAAUCAGAAAGAUGAGAACGUUGAAUCGAUUCAUUAUUAUUACGAUACUACCGAACAAUCGAAUAAUGAAGAUCAUUACGAUUCCACGAAGCCCGAUAUGACAAUAGAUUCUAAGGAAAAUAAUUUUGAUGAUAAUCUAAUAUCUACAAAACGAUCGAUUGGAAAUUAUAACGAAGAUUAUCACGAUUCAACUACCUCGAAUAUUAUCUUAGAACCUUCAGAAUAUAUCAUAACUAAUACCGAUAACUAUCAAACUUCGAACGACGAUUCAUUUGCAAAACAAUCAACAACGUAUUAUACUUCCGACGAAGAUUAUAAUGAUUCAAAAAUUCCAGAAUAUGCGACUGCGAAUCCCACAGAAAUGUCUAUUCUUCAAGCAACACAAAAUUCACAAGAACAAGAUCAAUUAUCUAAGACUGUUUUAACCGAUUCUAGCGUAAUUAAUGAUAUCGAAUAUACAACAUCAAGUUCAAUAACGAAUAAUAUUAACGUCGAUGAUUCUAAGGCUACUAACAAAGACAAUAACUUGACUGAUACAAUAAUAGAUGAAAGUAAGAUUCAUUACACAACACAUCUUCAAUUAGAUUAUUCAGAUAUACAAGAAAUAACAAAUAGUUAUUUUACUUCGCAAAGUUUCGAUAACUUUGAUGAAAAUAUCAAUAGCGAUCCAUUUACUUACGAUUAUAAUUUAUAUAAUAAUAAUCUGACAAAUUUAAAGGACUAUUCACCGAACGUGCAAGCUACAAACAUUCCAGAUAUAACGAACGAUCAAACUAACUCAGAAAAUGUUUGGUCGACUGAAACUAAUUUUAUCGAAAAUCAAAUUUCAACCGAUUCGACUAUAGAGAAUAAUCUAGACAACGAUGAAACGACUACAGAAGAUAACAACGAUUCGUUAAUAAAAGAACAGAACGAAGAUCGAGAAGAUGAAAAGAAUGAUCCAGAAAAGGAAUCAGCUUUAAAAUACGAUACACAAGAUUCUUCUUCGUCUAUAAAAAAAACAGAACAAACUACUAUCGAUUCAUUUUUAGGAUAUACCACUUCAUCUUUAGAUUAUGAUACGAAUAUUGUAGAUGUUUUUCCGACAGAUAUUUCAAAUCAGUAUACUUUGUCAAUCGAUAUCACUUCACCGAUAAAAUCUAUAGAAAAUGAAGCAAAAACAAUGAUCGAUGAUUAUACAAUUCCUGUUACACUUUCGACGACAAACGAAAUAAAACUUCAAACUCAUCAAGACUUAACUACCACCGAAGAACCAACAACAAUGGAAAUUGCAACUGAAAAAGAAACCCAUGACAAAAUUAAUGAUUCUAUCGUUGGAUUGUCUAACGAAGAAAGAUUCGUUAAAUUGUCUGAAGACUUCGAGACAACCUCAAAUCCAAUCACGAUCAUCGGAGAUUAUACGAACACUGAUAACGAAAAUAGUAUUCUCGAAAACACUUCAAAAUAUGAUAUUGAAUCGACAAUGCCAAAUUUGUCGUUCUGCAACAGCACACAGCUCAAAAUUUCAGAUAAUGUAGAACUGUCUCCAGAAAUCGUUGGAAUUCCAAAUUUGCGAUCUCUCUUAUCGCUGACACCAGUCGAAAAUGUGAUCAUAAAAAGGGUGAAAGAUCAUUUAUCGAAAAUAACCGGAAUACCUAAAACCGCAUUGUUUGGUGAAGAAUCAAACAACGUGAUUAAAAAUACACUUAGAAAGACAUUGAAUCUUUUACCGAACGUACAAUCAGAACUUCCACCAAUGACAGUAGAAGAACAUCAAUUUCGAGCUGGACAUUGGACCACGAAUUUAGUGACUCUUCUUCCACUUACAUCGUCCGAACGAACAAAAGAUCAAAGUAUUUCUCGAAGAUUACAGAAUCAUUUAAAAGAUCUCAUUUAUAAUCCUGCGGUCGGUUUAGAGUCAGCUAAACACAACGCUGUGCAAAAUAUCAUCAUCCAAGCUGCGAAACACCAAAUAGAAAAUGCGAACGAUAUGGAAAUAAAAGAAGACACGAUUCGAGAUUUGUUAGGUAAUGUUUUACAAAAUAACUCGUAUGAUCCAGAUCAACGUGAUGCAAAAAAUAAUUCUGAAAAAACAUGGAUGGUAGAAGCUACACAUAAUUACGAUGAAACGACGACAGAAAACAUUAUCUCUAUGAAAGAUAAUCAAUUCGAAACUUCAAAAGGUGCGACCGAUAAUUCAUUUACCGAGUCAUAUUCUAACGAUUUCAUAACAGAUAAAGAAUUUCCAAAAACGGACAUAAAUAAAAUACAACCAAGUGAUUAUUCCAAUGAUGUCCGAGAUAACUACGUUUCUAGCACUGAAUUUUAUCGAGAAAAUCUUCAAAAUGAUCAAAGCAAAGAAACCACUCAUAUUUACGAAACAAUGUUGACAAGAAAUGUUGCUAACAUAAAUGAAGAAACUCUCGAAAUAUCUCAGCCUGAAAAACAAUCAAAUCAAAGUAACAGCAAUAAAGGGAAGACUAAUGAAUCGGAAGUACUUAGGUUACCACAAAAUUCCUUUGUCGGAGUUGGUAAUCCUAGAAUUGGAGAGAUCGCUUCGGCGAAUGAAGAAUUCUUGCAAGAUACAGAGAAAGGUCGUCUUUGUAAGAUAGAGAGUUGUACCAGUACACACGAAAUUGUUACUAAGUUUAACAAAAGGGUUAAAACAACGAGGAAGUAUUACGGGUCAAAGGGAAUGGAUACUUCUUUCGAAAGAGAUCCAAUAAUUUCGAAAGCUCACGAAGAAGAUAACAUUACGAGUAACUUAGAAAAGAACGAAAAUAAGAAGGAAAAUGUAAACGAAAGCAACGAUGACGACUCAACGACUUAUAAAAGUUUAAAUCAUCGAGAUUUCGAUUCCGAAGAAGAUUUCAUUUACAAGGAAAAAGCUUUUAAAAUGAAGACGGAUGAUAUCGAUAAUGAUAAAAAUGAUCUACGAGAUUUACAAAACUCAGAGUUAUAUUACGUAGGAGACAACGUGAAAUUUCCAUUGGAAAUCAAAAAAAUGAAAGAUGGCUCGUACAUUUUGUUGAUCUCGAAAAAGAUAUGUGAAAACGUUUUAAAAAAAAAUUGUCCCUGUUGCGUACCACUCGAUGGAAACGUACGUUUGAUAAAAAGAAAUACGAAAGAAAUUAGCAAUGACAAUAAUAAUGCUUUCGAUAGGAAAAAUAAUCAAUACUCCGAACAAAGAUCGAAAAUAAUAAAAUCGAACCCAUCGAAACAACGAAUAACGAGAUCGAUGAUAGUAAAUAAAAAAUUAAACGAUUCGGACGAAAAUAAUUACGAAAUUUUAACGAUGCCUGUAAUGGCUUUCGCUAAGAAAUAUAAUUUAAGAUUAAAUCUUGAUGAUAUAGAGGAAGAUGACGUAAAAGAAACAAAAGAUAUUUUCGUUGAUGAAAAUGAUGAACGUGAAGAAAACAAUCCUGUUUUUCAAAGAAUGAAAUUCGUGAAGAAAAUGCAAAACAAUCAUGAGCCUUAUAGACAACAACGUGCAAUUAAACAAAAAUCAAACAGUAGUACAGAAAUAUUAAAAAAUUUAGUAAAUUGGUUAAGAACGUUAUUUGUCAAUUGA
Messenger RNA from Vespula vulgaris, 4578 nucleotides. RefSeq lists its product as uncharacterized. The coding region runs from base 1 to 4578 and encodes 1525 amino acids. NCBI's taxonomy places the organism in Eukaryota, Metazoa, Arthropoda, Insecta, Hymenoptera, Vespidae. The transcript has 2 exons. The record is from RefSeq and is a predicted model, not a curated record.